GAGAUUCGGCACGAAUGUGUGCACGCUUCGCAUUUGCUACAUGCACAUGCGGAACGAAGCUCAACAGAAAUCGCCGAGCCUGCAUCGUAAUCAUCCCAGAGGUCACUGUGGCGGCAUAAGUUCCGAGUGAACGGCUGAGAUUUGACUUCUUCGGAUUAACCCCAUCCCCUUCGUUAAAUGGAGGCAGAAAAGCAGUGUCGAGAUGGUGAACCCUGCAAAGGCGUUAUCAAGAAGCUCUUUCCGUCGAAACGAUAUGGAUUUGCCGUAUGCGAAUGCGAUAAACACACUGGAGAAGCACAUUUCAAUUACUCGGAUCUCGACAUAUUGGAAGCAGAGAGGGCGUGCUUGGUUGUUGGAUGGCGGAUAGAGUUCCACGUCAUCGAGCAGCACAAGAAAACAGAUCACUGCGACUAUCGCGCUAUUCAAGUGAAGCCUGUCGACGUGAUGGUGGUUCAGUGUGAGGUCACCGAAGUGUGGGAGAAUGAAAUAGCGCUCCUAACCUGUCGGGAAUUGACGGGGAAGAUCAUCUACGUUACUAGAAAUAAAUAUAAUGGGAAAUUCGAGGUUGAAGCCGUGACCAGACGGGAUACAUGCCGAGCCGCCGUGACCUGGGAGCAGAUGAAACAGAAAAAGACGUUCGCUCUCCAUUGUAGUCAAGACACUGUCUCCCCGACCACUGGCUCGCCGUUCAGACACAAAUUUAAAACACCUGAAAAACGGUCGCGCCGAAACGACACUCCUAGUUUCUCCGACACAUUGCAUACGACCGGAGCGACGACCGCAUCGUCGGGCUUCGGAGACGAACUAUUUGGCGAACAAUCAGGUGCCGAGAAUUGUCUGGCAAGCGUCGAUGAACAACAGCCCAGGACUUUCGGAGCUCCCGCGCUGCGGGUAUUGCGAACCUCAACGCCAAAGAUCGAGAGAGCGGCGCAAGCUUUCGAGGGAAGCCGGUUUUCGACGUCCGCCAGGGCUUCACCGCAGUCAGCGCAAGCCCACAACAUCAGCCGAGCCAACAGCACCGGGAGCAUUUGCGGAUCAGGAUCUUCCAGCCAGCCUUUCAGUACGAAGUUCCACAACAGCAAUUGCCUGUUGAGCACAGAGGGUCAAGGUUGUAACAAUGGUUGCCAUCAUGGAACUGACGCGGGUAGCGGUAAUUCAUUGCUUCGACCCGGCGAGUUUUCGAUGAGAGAGGGACGUUCUAUCGGCUUGCGUCGGAACUUGAAUCGGGAAUUCGACAGAUGUCGCGACGAUGCUUCUGAGGUGCGAAGAACUCACGUGUCCCCAUCGAAGAACCAGGUUUUCAUGGAUUCUUCGGCGAUGAUGUCGAUGCUCAGCUUGGGUGAACAGAAUAAUGUCGGAAUAGUGCCCGGAACGACGCCCCCAAAAGACCAGGGGGGUUACUUCCAGGAGUCUGUUUUCGGUCUCUACGACCCGAACCGCACGAACGGUGAGAUGGAAAUGUAUCGUAAUUCAACUGCCAAUCAAUCUGCAAGCAGACCAUCUUGGGAAUCUUCGCGAGAAAGUUUCUUCCCCUCGAGUUUCGAUCAGUCACAAGGCAACACCGAGGCCUGCCGAGCCCGGUGUCAGGAAAACGAGAGCGGUAAAUUCUUCAGGUCUCCCUCCAAUCUCGCCUUCUUCGGUGAGCCGAGCUUGGCUCCGGCGACGGAUUUUGUCGACAUGAAUAUUUCUCGAUAAUAUCAUGCUUGAGGGAUAUUCCUGUUGUCUCCCGAUCAGCAUCCUAAAUAACAUGCAACUGUUCAUAAUCUAUGUGCUGAAUCCAUACAACAGGAAUCCCGUUCAUCGAUAUGCGAGUGACCUGCACUGUGAGCCAUAGAUCCAUAGUUGACGACAGUUUUAAAGGAGAUAAUAUAUAUAUACGCUCACAUGCUCAAGAUUAUUCCCAGUCGCUCACUUACGCCCCCCCCCCUGAAAAUCGUGACGCAGCCACCAGAGGGUGGACCCCCGAUGUUCAUAGUUUGCGGCAGUUAGAUAGAAGAUAAGCAGAUCCAUGUACAAAUAAGAGAGAAGCUGGACCGCUUCAUUUACCCCGUCAAAUGAAGUUCGACUCCAAGGAACAAAGAAAGAACUGAUCGAGUUUCGAUUCGAAUAUUAGUCGGAGGACACCUGAUGAACCGACAAAGAGAUAUUCGCUAAUCGCCAAACUGAGUUAUUGACUUCGCUCGACUAUGCUACAGUGUACGCGAUCGUAUCGGCCGUCACGGUUCAUGGGCAGAAGCGAAAUUAUUGAAUUCCAUUAUGCUGACUAUUUCCUAAUAUAAACUUUGACGCUAAGCCUU
Messenger RNA from Galendromus occidentalis (western predatory mite), 2297 nucleotides. RefSeq lists its product as uncharacterized. The transcript is spliced from 5 exons. NCBI's taxonomy places the organism in Eukaryota, Metazoa, Arthropoda, Arachnida, Mesostigmata, Phytoseiidae. The record is from RefSeq and is a predicted model, not a curated record. The coding region runs from base 178 to 1695 and encodes 505 amino acids.